GCUUCGUCAACUUGGUGAUGUAUGAACAGAAUGCACUUCGUAGCCAUAAUUAAAACCUCGGCUAGGUCUUGUUAGGCACAUUCUAACUUACCUAGCGAAAGGGGCAAAAAAGUUUAAGAAAUAGAGGGGUUUGUCAGUUAUCUUUCGAACACAUCUAUUGACAAUUGUCGACUUUGCUAUGUAAUGGCAUUAAGUGGUACCUCUAAGACGUAAACGACUGUGUCGAUACUUUGUGUUUGGAACCAGGUAUCCAUUCGACAUUACAAAGUUUACAUGCUAGCUUUUAGUAUCGGGCCAGUCUACGCCAAAGGGUCCGGGUGUGGCUGAUGUCUUGACAUCAUGGACUCACUCAAACCCAUGAAACAAGUUCAAGCUUCAACAAGCAUAUGUUAAUGAUAGGUCUUGUGGUCUAGCUCUAAGCCAGUCAUAAUAGCCAAACCCCACAAUGGGGAAGCCACGCGUAAUAUACUGGUUUCGAACAGACCUUCGGCUCCACGAUUCUCCCGCUCUGAGAGCGGCUCUUGACCUAGAUCCUGUUGUUUUGUGGCCUAUCUUUACGUGGGAUCCUCACUAUGUGUACCGAGUCAGAGGAGGAGUGAACAGGUGGCAAUACCUACUCGACUGUCAGACUGACCUUUCAAAGUCCAUUCAAUCCCUCAAUCCCAAGUCCAAGCUUUUCGUUUUGCGCGAAGCACCGCAAACACUCUUCCCCAAACUGUUUAAAGCGUGGAAUGUAACGCACCUAGUAUUUGAAAAGGACACAGAUGUCUAUGCCCGAGAAAGAGAUAGAAUCGUGGUGGCGUUAGCAGAAAAGGCUGGCGUUAAAGUAAUCUAUCGGUAUGGACGUACGCUUUGGGAUAGUGAUGAGGUCGUUGCCAAACAUGGAGGAAAGCCAACUAUGUCUAUUACCCAACUUCAAGCUGCCGGGAGGAGAGUUGGGAAGAUACCUCGGCCCGUACCUACACCAGAGUAUCUUCCAGAUCCAGGAGAUAUGCCCAUAGACUUUGAACAUGGGAAACCGGAGCCGGAACCGGAUCUUAAUGCCCCACACCGGAGUGAGAUUGAUAAGACUUACUCACGCGUUGCAGGACCUAGGGGAGAUUUUGCUAUUGCAACUCUCGGGGAGCUUGGGUUCCCAGACACAGCUACUACACCGCACCGUGGUGGUGAGACAAUUGCUUUAAAACAUCUAGAAGAAAUCUUCUCAGACGAGAAAUACGCGGCCACUUUCCAGAAACCGAAGACCAGUCCUGCGGCUUUCGAGCCACAAUCAACGACCCUCCUGUCACCGAUGCUACACUUCGGUGCACUCUCGCCACGCCUUUUCUAUUGGCGGGCGCAAGAUCUGGUCGAAAGGUACGGCAAGGAAGCAUCCACACCGCCUGAAAGUCUGGCCGGUCAGCUAUUGUUUCGGGAUAUGUACUUCGCGGCUCAGGCAGCAAUCGGAUCUCCUUUCGCCCAAAGUAUGAAUAAUGCAUAUUGCCGGUUUAUUCCUUGGCACUUACCCUCAAGAGUAGGGGAAACUGAGACAGGCAGUAAUGCAAUUAGCGGCAAGUAUCAUGUUGAUUCUGCACAGGCAGAGGAAUGGUUUCUACGUUGGAAGGCGGGCGUGACUGGGUUUCCGUUCGUUGACGCUUUGAUGCGCCAGCUACGCGUCGAAGGAUGGAUUCAUCACCUGGGGCGUCAUAUGGUAGCUUGUUUCCUCACUAGAGGUGGAUGUUAUGUACAUUGGGAGCGUGGAGCCGACGUCUUUGAAGAGUGGCUGAUCGACCACGAACCAGCUAGCAAUGCCGGCAACUGGCAAUGGGUGAGCUGUACUGCAUUCUACUCCCAGUACUUUCGUUGCUAUAGCCCCGUGGCAUUCGGGCAGAAGUGGGACAAGAGAGGUGAAUUUAUAAGAAAAUGGGUGCCUGAGCUAAAGAACUUAGACGAAAAGUUUAUUUAUGAGCCGUGGAGGGCUAGUGAAGCAGCACUGGACGAGGCCGGGGUGAAAAUUAAAGGAGAUGGACUCCAUAUGAGAACGGAUGGAAACUAUCCAACUCCGAUGUUUGACUUUGGACAGAGGAGAAGCGUGUGUAUUGCGGCAAUGAAGAGGGCGUAUUCUAUUGGGCUAUAUGGAAACGACGACAAAGUCAAAGAUGGGACAUGGAGGGGAUUAUUUGAAAAUGUUGGUGAAACAGAGAUGGAAGGUUUAAGUGGUGGUGGUAGCAACGAGAGGAGGCACGCAAACCACGCUGAUACCCAAGAGGGAAGUGGAAAGAGCGAACUUAAGCACACAACUCAGGAUACAGUGGUUAGGGAAGGGCCGAUGGAUAGGUUUGCCAAGAAAGUGAAGAGGUGAAAUCAAUGCAAGUUUCCUUUUAAAGUCACUUUUCACUUUUCAUCGCACAAGCCUUCACAUUAGGAUUUAGCCAAUCUGGUGAGAUGGUUUAUGAGCAAUAUUUAUAUUUAUCUGAAGUAUAAAAUAAGAGCGUUUACCAUAUCGUUUUUUCAUGAUAAAUAUAUUGCU
Messenger RNA from Daldinia decipiens, 2509 nucleotides. Its product is annotated as Cryptochrome/photolyase FAD-binding domain-containing protein. The coding region runs from base 446 to 2341 and encodes 631 amino acids. Gene Ontology annotation, cellular component: cytoplasm; nucleus. Lineage: Eukaryota; Fungi; Ascomycota; Sordariomycetes; Xylariales; Hypoxylaceae. The transcript is spliced from 3 exons. Gene Ontology annotation, molecular function: FAD binding; DNA binding. The record is from RefSeq and is a predicted model, not a curated record. Gene Ontology annotation, biological process: circadian regulation of gene expression; entrainment of circadian clock by photoperiod.